Molecule: messenger RNA, 459 nt
Organism: Wyeomyia smithii (pitcher-plant mosquito)
Lineage: Eukaryota; Metazoa; Arthropoda; Insecta; Diptera; Culicidae
Gene: Rpp21
Exons: 2
Coding region: 1-459 (152 amino acids)
Biological process (GO): tRNA processing
Cellular component (GO): nucleolar ribonuclease P complex
Source: RefSeq, a predicted model, not a curated record
AUGUCUGACAACAAUGGAUGUAGCAACGGACAAGCCAAGCUGAAGACAAACCCAAAUAAUGGAAACAACAACGGAAAAUCCCAGAGCAAAAAGCAGGCUCGUCUCUGCCCGGGACGAGAUACCUACGAGCGUAUGAACUUCUUGUACCAGGCCUCGAUGCUAAUGGCAGAGUCGAUACCGGCUCUUUCAGGCAGCUACGGAAAGUUGAUGAAAUCUAUUGGGAAAAAGGCGGUACUGCGAAUAGAGCCAGCCAUCAAACGCACGCUGUGUACGCGCUGUGGAGUAGCCUUAUAUCCUGCCAAAACCGCGGACUUUCAUGAUUAUCAAUACAAAAAGCUAAGUUACCUAGAUAUCAGUUGCAAGCUAUGCGGCUUCGAAAAAAGGUAUUACAAAAAGAAAAACCACAAAAUUCGAGCGGAUGAUCCAGAAUGCGUAGUGGAAACUAUAACUUUCGAGUAA